Amphimedon queenslandica is the source of this 2067-nucleotide messenger RNA. Its product is annotated as protein FAM149B1-like. Bases 158 to 1867 code for a protein of 569 amino acids. The transcript is spliced from 15 exons. The record is from RefSeq and is a predicted model, not a curated record. NCBI's taxonomy places the organism in Eukaryota, Metazoa, Porifera, Demospongiae, Haplosclerida, Niphatidae.
ACAAUUCUAAUUCUCAAUUUCUCAUUCUGGGGAUGGCGGUAUAAAAGAGGUGGAUACAACGAGUGAUAAACAAACAAAGUUCAAAGUUGUGCUACUCCAAGUCUAAACGAAGUUCUAACAUGAAUUGUUCUUCCUUAACUCUUUCAAGAGAUAGCUAAUGUCAACAAGAUCUAAUCUUAGUGCCUUUAUCCCCGCCUUGCCAUCUCAUACUGAUCUUCGUCAAUUGACAUCAACUGGUCUCUAUUUGUCUGAUCAGUUAAGCAGUGAAGGAGAUGAAGACACAUGGUCUGGUAGUGAUACACCAACACCUCAGGUAGCUCCUAACCAAUGGAGUGAUGCUACGCUUACUGGAAGAAGUUCUUUUUGCUCUUGGGGAGAAGAUGAAGGUGUUCUUGAUCGUAUUGCUGGUGAAACUGUGGGUCAAAUGUUCGAUGCUAUUGAUCGUGCUCUUUAUGAUGGUUGUCCCACUGGACAGGAACCUGUUGACAGAGAGUGUGCUGAAUGGAGCACUAACUUUCCUCAUUUCAGGUUAACUGGUGUGCACUUGCUUGAUUCAUUAGAUGAUGGAACAGAGAUUGUAGAUCCUGUGAUUACUGAUGAAGACUCUUUAUCUAUCGAUACUCCACUAGCAGUGGAAAAUCAAAAUUGUUUAGCCAUUAGUGGCCAAAGGCUGAAUGUUUUACCAGCUCCUCCUUGCACAACAGGUUCCCCUCCUAAUGACAAUCCUGGUCUUCAUUAUGAAGAAAUUAUUUUUUGUGAUGGAAUUGUUGAGGAAUACUUUGCUUAUAGUACUGAUUCUAAAGAGGGGAUUGAAGGUGCAUCUCGUCGUCAUCACUUGCAUUAUCUUCCACCAGUGACACCUAGUGAAUGUAUUCGUGAUACUGUUAUCAGUAUUUUAUUUGAUCAAUUGUGGAGUGAGAUAGCAACUGCUUUGCAACCAUUGUUACUGAAGUAUAAAUCUAUUGAAAGUGACCAUGACAUAUGUGACUAUUCUGAAGGCCCUUCUAGUCAUUUGCCUAUACUUUAUCUUCCUAGUAAAGGAGGGCAGUUGCUUCCUCCUCCAAGAACUGGCCAAAUUCAGUCUAUGAAGAAGAAGCCAAUGGUUCCCAGUCUUAUUGGAUCUGGUACUCAUACAACUGAUCUUCCUAAUCUUCAGAAAGUGAUGACGAUUAAACCAGUUUCUCUUCAGCAAAGACUUCCUUCCUCUUCUUUACCACCUACAAACCUCUUUUCAACCAGUGCUACUGGUAGUAUGCUGUUUCAUGAUUCAUUAUUUUCAUCACGUGGUACAGCAACCCUUCGUAAUAUCCCAUCCUCUCAAACGCCACUUCCUCUUAGAAAUCAAGAUCAGAAGGUAAUAUCAGGGAAGCCUGGAAACAGAAGAAACCCUCUAAAACCACUUGAGAUCCCUCGUACUCCUGGAUUUCCUUCAGUGCAAGAUGAAGGUAUUCGUGACUUUAGUGGACUGAUAGGACAAAAAUUAGUUAGACAUUCUCAGCUUCCUCCACUCCCAUCUGUCACUCAAACUGAUAAAGCAAUUUUUCCGCUAAGAAGCAGUGGAGUGAAAGGUAGAGUUACAUUUUCUAAUCGAAUUGUUAGUGCUGCAGCCGAAAAUAAUGAAAUUGGUGGAAGACAUAGUCAGAGACAAUUAGCAGUUGUUAAUCACACUGACAGUAGACCUAACACUACACAGACCUUUAGAGUAAUAGGUCAUGCAGCCAGUCUUCAUAAUGACUUAACUCUAUUGGAAGAACAGGACGAAAGCCUUCAUCAUGAUAGUCGCUCACGCCUUAUGUUUGCAUCUCCCAAGCCAAAGUCUAGCCUGUCUCGGGGAAGAUUAACAUCAAGAGGCGGUCCAGUAAAAUGACAAUACUUUGUCAUCAUUAUUGCUCCAUCACUUCUGUUUAAAUUAUUAUAUUCAUGCUCAUCAGAAUUUUUAAUAUAUAAUUUGCUCUUGUCAUAAUCAUUAUUUUUAUUGUGCGUAUUGAGUAAACUAAGAGAAUGACCAUGACGUAGCAAUUGACAUUUGUGAAGUUUAAUCAAUAAUCGCUUAAAUUUUUAACAAUA